Fonsecaea nubica is the source of this 1932-nucleotide messenger RNA. RefSeq lists its product as hypothetical. The record is from RefSeq and is a predicted model, not a curated record. The coding region runs from base 1 to 1932 and encodes 643 amino acids. The transcript has a single exon. NCBI's taxonomy places the organism in Eukaryota, Fungi, Ascomycota, Eurotiomycetes, Chaetothyriales, Herpotrichiellaceae.
AUGGGUAUUCCACGACUGUCGCAGGAUCUCUCUCCCUAUGCGGAUCGAGUCAUCCUGGGUACUACCCCCCAAGCCUCGACGCCACCUGAUGCCACCAUUAUCAAAGACCUGAUCAUUGAUGGACCUUCACUUGUAUAUUGGGUGUAUAACAAGCUUGUGGCACAUCAGAGAUUAAACAGCAUUACGAGUGCAACCUUGCCGCCUACAUACGGUGAAAUCAAUCAGACCCUACACCACCUGCUCCAUGAUUUCCAGGCCCGUGGUGUUAAUAUUCAACAUAUUUUCUUCGACGGUGGUCUUCCCGCGUCGAAACGUCCCGUUCGCCUUGAACGUAUGGAGAAGCUCCGGCAGCAAUUGCAAGUCUACCGCAACUUCUAUCCGGAAUUUCCCCCAGCUGCUACUUUGCCUAGUCUUCGGGGCUUCGAAAAGAUCCUUUGGGAUACUCCUGUCUUGUCAACGAGGAAGAUAACUCUUCCAGCUCCACCGUUCAUGGUUGCCAGCGCGAUUGAGUCUUUGAGCACAACCGAAUGGAAGGACUAUGUUCACGUGGUUCCGGGUGAAGCUGACGCGUUCUGUGCUCUUGCUGCUCAACAGUCGACAUCUGUUGUGGCCAUCCUCACAAACGAUUUUGACCUAGUAAUACACGACCUCGGACCAAAUGGUCGGGUUGUGUUACUGCACAGCAUCGAAACCAAGCACAGAGUUCCUCAAAAAUCGUCUUACAUUUCAGCGCUGUCUUUCGAUCCGAAACUCAUGACAGCCAGAUUCAAGGUUUCAUCGUUGCUCAGUUUUGGUUUCGAGCGAUUUCUUGAUUCUGGUGCAUCCUUCUCAAUCAUUCAAGAACGCGCGAGGGAUUCAUCUAGGUUGGAGAGACUUCAGAAUGAGUACAUGAUGUUUGCGGAGCCAUUUGUCCAAAGCCCGCCAUCAGCGGCCUCCUUUUCCUAUCUCAAAAACCUCGAUCCACGAACAGCAGAGAUUGUUGGCGACCUCAGCGAUCCGCUACAUAUCUACCUAAUCCCGCUAUUGGAGGACCCCCAACGUGAUUCUUCGUGGUCUUAUGGAGCCAAAAUACGGCAAAUCGCGUAUUCUCUGCUCUUGAAAACAUCUCCUGAUGCUGUGGGCGGGUCGCUACACAUGGUCGAAUUUGCCAGAAAAGGACAAAGAAUCACGUCCGCCUCGGUUACAUGUCUGCAGCUACCUGAGGUCAUAGAGAAAAUGGCAGAACUGCUUCAGCUCCUGGAUGCCCUCAGCUCGUUCGCCGAGCAGACCCCUACAGUCUCGAACGAGAGCAGGCUUCUAGAGUGGUACAUGCCUGCCGUCUGCCUCGUCCAACAAGAGAAAUCCAGACUUGGCAAAACUCCUCCAUCAUCAGAACAUGUUUUAAAACUUCUGGGGCUGGGGCUGACGACGAAAAUUUCAACAUCAACGAGAAUAACAUGGGACGACGUCCACCUCCUUGCAAAUAUCCAAGCAGUGCUUUACUCUAUCCGAAUGCUUGCGCAAAUAACCGAGUACAUUGUCAAAAGCCACAGACUUUCAGACUCCAUUUCCACCCACGACCUUGUCCACCACGAAGAUGUCUCAAAGCUCAUAAACAACCUUCACACUAAAUUAUCAACUUUGCCUCCCGUCGAGACCUUGUUCUUAGACAUCCCACAUCUUCGUGCUCAAGUGAGCAACGCGGACCUCAAAACACAGGGCUGGGCAUUCACCUCUCUCCGUCGCCUGCUUGAUCCUGACUCAGGCGUGAAUCAAGCGGACCAUGACACGAGUGUUACCGCAACUGAAGAGCGUGACCCUGCAAGUGGAGACUGGAUUGAUACAACAGCAAAGAAGAAAAAGGAAAGGAAAAGGAAACGUCAGGGCAAUGUUGACACAGUUACAACCCGAUCUACGAAUGGGUUUGACCUGCUAUUGGAAGAACCUGGAUAG